AUGUGUGUGCAACCCUUUCUACAGGAGACAUUAGAAAAGCAUCAGGAGUGUUUAAAGAGGCAAAGAGAAGCAGUGAAAUACAGACUGAAGAAGCUGGCGGCACGGCAGUCAGAGAUCACUAAAAAGUCCUCAGUGAUAAGGGAGAGCAUCAUACGGAAAUAUCAGGAGAUCCAGGCCGUCCUGGAUGAGGACCUGAGGAUUACCCUGUCCCACUUGGAGAUGGAGGAGCGGGCUGCGGUCUCUGCUCUGGAUGGACUGAUGGAGAAGAACUGUUCUUUAAUCCAGGAGAUAGAACAGGAUCUGGCCAGACUCACUGUGGCACUAGACCAGACCAACACAGAGCCUGAUGCAACGUCUUUCUUUUCAUUCCCUGAGCAGCAAGACAUGGAGACAGUGGACAGAGUGAUGGAUCUGCUAAACAGGACGGACCCGAGCAGUGUGAACCUGGACGAGGCCAAAGCUGAACAGAUCCUCAGUCUCACCAACAACAUGCUUCUGCUUAUCUGCUCACAGACCCCUAUAAUGAAGAAACUCAUCAAGAGCUAUUCCAGUGAGGUGUGUCUGGAUCCAGAGACAGCUCACCCAAAGCUGAUCAUAUCCCACCAAGGUGACAGUGCCACCUACACAGGCACGUGGCAGCAACUACAGGACCUCCCUGGACGCUUUGACACCACCCUCAAUGUCAUCAGCCUGCAAGGCUUCAGCUUUGGUCGUCAUUACUGGGAGAUUGAUGUGACUGGGAAGACUUACUGGGAGCUGGGUGUCACCUACCCCACCAUUUCUCGCAAGGGCACCACUGAAGACUGCUGGCUGGGACGGGGCGACGAGUCUUGGUGCGUGGAGUUCUUUGAUGGGGAGUACACUGCUUGGCAUGGUGGGGUGCCCCAUCAGCUACCGUUCACAAAACACUUCGGUCGGAUUGGUGUUCUGUGUAGUUUCCCUGCAGGGUUGGUGACUUUUCUUGAGGCAGACAAAAUGACGCCGCUGUUCUCGUUCUGUGCAGGAACCUUCUCAGACUGCCUCCACCUGGCCCUGUGCCCUGGUCAUGACCACAAUGGCACCAAUGCAAAGCCUAUUGUAAUCUGUAAUGCUCCAUCUCCUACCAGUGACCUCUGA
Molecule: messenger RNA, 1116 nt
Organism: Toxotes jaculatrix (banded archerfish)
Lineage: Eukaryota; Metazoa; Chordata; Actinopteri; Toxotidae
Product: probable E3 ubiquitin-protein ligase TRIML1
Exons: 5
Coding region: 1-1116 (371 amino acids)
Molecular function (GO): protein binding
Source: RefSeq, a predicted model, not a curated record